Molecule: messenger RNA, 4869 nt
Organism: Pungitius pungitius (ninespine stickleback)
Lineage: Eukaryota; Metazoa; Chordata; Actinopteri; Perciformes; Gasterosteidae
Product: exostosin-1a-like
Exons: 11
Coding region: 960-3188 (742 amino acids)
Cellular component (GO): membrane
Molecular function (GO): glycosyltransferase activity
Source: RefSeq, a predicted model, not a curated record
UCAUCAUCAGCACUCGGCUCUGCUGGGACCGCUGUCCUGCGCCCCACAGUAGCGCUUGUUUUCUGUGUUUGUGCGAGACACCACCUGAACACCGCGUACUACGGGAGACAAUAACCCGUCGGCUUCGUGGGAAGAGUGGGAGAACACGCUGUGGACGAAUGAAGAAACCUUGUUCGAGAGGAAGGAGACAGAGUGCCCGCCUGACUUUACUUCCAACCAGCGUUAACGCUAUUUUGAUACAACCGCUUAGCUAACCGGCUAACUGGGAAUGUUUUCAGAAAUUAGCCCCACUGUUCGCUUGCUAGCUAGCUAGCUAAAUCGGGAGGAUUGAGCUGUACAGGUUUGUGCGAACACUCCUAAUGGUGUUUUGUUACCCGUCAUCGCGUUGAAGAACCGUGCAGUUUGUCUCGAGCCGGGUAUGUUGAACGUUUGGGUCUGCGCUGCCCGCUUGGUUGCUAAUCUCCAGAAGGGACAAUAGUUAAAGCUGCCUCGGCAACAAGUCGCGCGCACACUGCAGUCGUAACAUUAUCUCAGAAGUUAGCGACUUAGCGAGUGUGUGCAAUGUGGUUCUCGUUCACCAUAGAACCCAAACAUAAACACCGUGGCUCUGUGAGCAAAGUCUAGGUGAUGUUAUACAAAGGACCGUGGGGUGCCACUUUCACGUUAGAUCCCCAUCUCUAAGUGGAUCCAGUCGCGCUCGUGAAAGGAGAAACUGCCAGUUCGUUAGUCUCAACUAUUGACGAGGGGGCGAGGCGGACAAACACCAUAAAUCGCCCACAUGCUUUGGAUCAGUUCCCGGACUUGUGAAAGGCAUCUGAAGCAGAAGGUGGGAGAAGCGAGCGCACAGCCGUUGCAGCCCGUGGGAAGAUGGCGGAGCGCUCCCGCAGGAGGUGGUGAAACCAAAACCUGCAGACGCCUCGGAUUUAUCGCCAGACAUCUUAUCUCCGUUCGUAGGACACAUGCAGGCCAAAAAACGCUACUUAACUCUGUUCUCCGCCGGCGCGUGUCUCAUUCUGGUGUUUUGUUUUGGGGGGAUACAAGUCCCGCUGGCCCGGGGUCCCAGCCGGCGUGAUGACCGCAGCGUCGCCGGUUAUCGUCCCGGGGCGCGGUGGCGUCACUUCCCGGGCUCCCUGCAGCCUUUCAGGCGCUGGGAGCACGACUGGAGCGACGACCCCAAUGAACACAUGUCUCCCAGACACAAGAGGGACGCGAACUCGGGGCUUUACGGUGGGAAGCGCUGCAGAAUGGACUCCUGCUUUAAUUUCUCCCUGUGCGAGAAGAAUGGAUUUAAAGUUUACGUCUACCCCCAGCAGAAAGGAGAAAAGAUGUCGGAGAGCUAUCAGAACAUCUUGUCCUCUAUUGAGGGAUCCAUGUUCUACACACCCGACCCGGGACAGGCGUGCCUGUUUGUCCUGAGCUUGGACACCCUGGACCGGGACCAGCUUUCACCCCAAUACGUGCACAACCUGAAAGCUAAAGUCCAGAGCCUUCAUCAGUGGAAUGGGGGCAGAAACCACAUCAUCUUCAACCUGUACUCUGGCACCUGGCCGGACUACACAGAAGACCUCGGCCUUGACAUCGGCCUCGCCAUGCUGGCCAAGGCCAGCAUCAGCACCGAGAACUUUAGGCCCGGCUUCGACGUUUCGAUCCCUCUGUUCUCCAAAGAACACCCCAGGACCGGAGGGGAGAGGGGCUACUUGAAACAUAACACGAUCCCCCCUUACAGGAAGUACAUGCUCGUUUUCAAGGGGAAGCGGUACCUAACAGGAAUCGGUUCAGACACUCGGAAUGCAUUAUAUCACGUCCAUAACUCGGAGGACGUGGUCCUCCUUACCACCUGUAAGCAUGGGAAGGACUGGCAGAAGCACAAAGAUGCACGCUGUGAUAAAGACAACACAGAGUAUGACAAGUAUGACUACAGAGAGAUGCUGUACAACUCCACCUUCUGCCUGGUACCCCGAGGACGACGACUGGGUUCUUUCCGCUUCCUGGAGGCCUUGCAGGCAGCUUGUGUGCCGGUGAUGUUGAGUAACGGCUGGGAGCUGCCCUUCUCAGAGAUCAUCGACUGGAAUACGGCAGCCGUGAUUGGUGACGAAAGGCUGUUAUUACAGAUCCCCUCAACAGUGCGCUCCAUUCACCAGGAUAGAAUCCUGUCUCUGAGGCACCAGACCCAGUUCCUCUGGGAGGCUUAUUUCAACUCUGUGGAGAAGAUAGUACUGACCACCCUGGAGAUCAUCCAGGACCGGGUACUGCGGCACACCUCGAGGAGUAACCUUAUGUGGAACAGUCUGCCUGGAGGCCUCUUCACGCUGCCCCAGUACUCGACGUACCUGGGAGACUUCCCCUUCUACUACGCCAAGCUCGGUGUUAAGCCGUAUACCAAGUUCACGGCAAUCGUUCACGUGGUCAGCCCACUAGUCUCCCAGUCCCAGCCGGUCAUGAAGCUCCUCGUGGCUGUGGCCAAGUCCCAGUACUGUGCUCAGGUGAUCGUUCUGUGGAACUGUGACAAACCUCUUCCUGCCAAGCACCGCUGGCCCGUAACCUCAGUUCCUGUCAUUGUUAUAGAAGGAGAAAACAAGGUGAUAAGCAGUCGCUUCCUGCCCUACGACACAAUCCCCACCGAUGCCGUACUGAGUCUGGACGAGGACACCGUGCUCUCCACCACAGAGGUGGACUUUGCCUUCACGGUGUGGCUUAGUUUCCCAGACCGCAUCGUCGGUUACCCGGCACGCAGCCACUUCUGGGAUGGCAACAAGGAGCGGUGGGGCUACACUUCCAAAUGGACCAACGACUACUCCAUGGUGCUGACCGGGGCCGCCGUCUAUCACAAAUACUACCACUACUUGUACACUACCUACCUUCCCGCCAGUCUGAAGAACAUGGUGGACCAGAUGUCAAACUGCGAGGACAUCCUGAUGAAUUUCCUGGUGUCCUCUGUGUCCAAACUACCACCCAUCAAGGUCACCCAGAAGAAACAAUACAAGGAGACCAUGAUGGGACAGAGCUCUCGGGCGUCUCGCUGGGCUGACCCGGACCAUUUUGCCCAGCGUCAGACUUGUAUGAACAAGUUUGCCAGCUGGUUUGGCACCAUGCCCCUCGUCCAUUCUCAGAUGAGGCUGGACCCAGUACUGUUUAAAGACCAGGUGUCCAUACUGCGGAAGAAGUAUCGGGACAUUGAGAGACUAUAACCCCUCCGAAGCCCCCCCCUGCCCCUCUCCCGGCUCUCUGAACACGGCGCAGACUGGGCAAGGGGGCAGUGACAAAAGAGAAAGGCGGAGCCUCUCCACGGUUGCAUGGGUGGAUCAGUGAAGAAGCACAUGGGCCCCCCCCCCCCCCUCCCGCAGAGGGCAAGGAGGACCGGAAACUGGAACAGAUGUGUAGGAACCACACGCAUCGGUGCGCUCCGUUGUGUCCAUUUCUGCCCUUUCUGUAAUGUGCAAGGGGGCGGGGUCACACAACGGAUGCCGCGCUCAUCUCUGUGCUGUUUGUGCUGCUCUGUGCACGCAGGUCACUGAAAGUCUCUCUGAUGGAAUAUUAUUGCUGAUUGUGACGAUUGUUUUGUACACGGUGAAUGAAUGGCCAGCACUUCUCCCCCUGUUUCGUCUUCAUUAAAACCAAUAGCAGGUGGUCAGAGAGAGGAAUGAUGACCCCAUCCCCCUCAACCAGGUAAAUGAGUUCUGAUCAAUUAUUUGAUGUUCACAGUGCCUCGAGUUUAUCUAAUGGCAUAUGGGUCUGGAGUGCGGGAAAGUCGUUGUGUUUUUGUUCUCUCAAAUUCUCUCUCUGCCUGUAUAAUUGAUGGAAUAAUGGUUCUAGUAAAUUCUUCAUGUCAGCAUUGUUCUUGAUUCCUUGCCAAACUAAAAUGAAGGCUUCUUUGUAUUCAAUUGGCAAACAAAAUAAUCAUUACGUGCCAUUCUUCACUAUUUUUUCAAAGUAUGUGCUGGCCUAAGGGACGGACGACGAUCACACGAGUUGCCUUGGUUUAGGGGGGGCUGAGCCUUCUCCUCCAGCCCAGGGUCUGUUUGGAAAAGGAACCACUGUGGUUGUUUUGGGCUCGGUCAGCAGAUGAGAUUUGUUAUCGUCUUCAUGCCUUGACUAAAUUUAUGUCGUCCUCUGACUUGAGCUUUCAGCCUCAGUGUUUGCAUCGUACUAACUCCCCUACUUUAAUUUCUUCUUUAACACAUUGGCGCAAGAAUUUCCCCACCAAUUGUGAUACUGUUAAAAGGCACAGGGAGGACAUUUGCAGAAAGGCUCCAAGUUGUUCAUUUGUUGUAGUCCUUCAUCUCUGAGAUUGAGAGGGGGGCAAUGCGCUCCUGGGCUUAAAGCCAUAAAGGCAUUUUAUCAUUGAGGACAUGAAAGUUGGUUCCAUGUUUAUAUUUAUAAAUGGCAACUUGAUCAUUUGCUUUGUUUUUCUCAAUCUAAUAAUUGUAUCUAAUUAACUGCAAAUGUGGAAAUGCAAUAGUCUGAAAAUAUUUUAAUUUUUUCACAUGGAUCCCAAGGUUUAUUGACUGAAAAGUGUUGGUUUAAUGUUCAAUGGGCUGUGUGUUUGGGAAAGAAAGGUGCUGUAUGGUCUUUUUUUUCACAUCUUGGAAGCAAACAAAACAAUCCUGGUAUUACUAAACCGAGCUAUGGAGCGAGCCCAAUAUGGCCACAAUGGAACCAUAUUUCAGAAAUGAACUUGGUGCAAUAUUUAAGAUGAUAUCUCUUCUCCUCCUUUGUGUUGUCUCACGGGGCCAGAGGGUUAUAUAUUGAUGUGCCUUCAGAAGAAAUGCGCUUGUUUUGUUUUUUUUAUUUCAUUUUUUUCCCCAUCUGCCUUGUGCAAGAAACACGUCCCUGUUUUCAUUUCAUAGUUCAUUGUUUUCUUUAUCGAUA